Molecule: messenger RNA, 1575 nt
Organism: Cylicocyclus nassatus
Lineage: Eukaryota; Metazoa; Nematoda; Chromadorea; Rhabditida; Strongylidae
Source: the annotation of a GenBank genome assembly
CUUGGGACAAGCGCUUGCUGCUUGCCUGCUUUUCCUCUUCAGCUAUCACUAGCUGCUUCGAGCUCCCAACCCGGCAGUAGGGGCGGGGCUCAGACUCCCCAGCAUUGCAUGCUCAUUGACAGACCACGAUUUCUGAUCUGAUUAUUCGCUCUAUUGCUAGUUACUGUGAUUUAUUUAUACUCCUGAACAAUGACGAAGGAUCGCCUUAGUGCUCUUAAAGCAGCACAGUCAGAAGAUGAACAAGAUGAGGACAUGCAAAUGGAUACGGGCAAUGCCCAGUACAUGGAAGAAUUCUUUGAACAGGUUGAAGAAAUUCGCGGAAGUGUCGAUCUUAUUGCAAACAGUGUAGAAGAAGUGAAGAAGAAACAUUCAGCAAUCCUUUCUAAUCCCGUCAAUGAUCCCAAAACAAAAGAGGAGCUCGAUGAGCUCAUGGCAAGCAUCAAGCGGACGGCAAACAAGGUUCGCGGUAAGCUGAAGCUCAUUGAGAAUGCAAUUGAGCAUGAUGAAUCCGCUGGGGCUGGAAAUGCGGAUCUACGUAUACGUAAAACGCAACACAGCACAUUGUCACGACGUUUUGUUGAAGUUAUGACCGAUUACAACAAAACGCAAACGGACUAUCGUGAGCGGUGCAAAGGACGUAUCCAACGACAACUUGACAUAGCUGGAAAACAAGUUGGAGAUGAAGAUUUAGAAGAAAUGAUAGAAAGCGGUAAUCCCGGAGUAUUCACGCAAGGAAUUAUCACUGAUACCCAACAGGCUAAGCAAACCCUAGCUGACAUCGAAGCGCGGCAUAAUGAUAUCAUGAAGUUAGAGAGCAGUAUCCGCGAGCUUCACGACAUGUUUAUGGAUAUGGCGAUGCUUGUCGAGAGUCAGGGAGAAAUGGUGGAUCGGAUCGAGUACAACGUGGAACAUGCGAAGGAAUUUGUCGAUCGAGCCGUAGCCGAUACGAAAAAAGCCGUACAAUAUCAAAGCAAAGCUCGAAGGAAGAAGAUCAUAAUUCUAAUCGUUGUCGUCAUCCUCAUAGCUAUCGGUGCGCUAAUCAUUAUGAGUUUCAUUCCUGGUAUAUGAGAGCGAUGUUUUUCGUGCCAAAUAAUAGUGUGCUUGCUACUUAAACGAGCCACAUUUAUGCAUAAUCAUGUCUGCUAUAUAGAAACACAAUACUUUAUUUUUCAGUAAGUUUGUCUUGUCGUUAAGGUAAUUUCUAAUAAUACGUGAAUUAGUAUACCUAUUUUAUGUGUGUUCAAGUGUUGUUAUUCCCAAACAAUCCGUGUCACUGUAAGCAAUAUCCGCUCCCAGUCGUUGCAUAUUUUUUGCCUGUGUUUGUUUGUUUUCUCUUAAUUUGCUUUUCUUGGCUAAUUAAUAUAUAUGUUAUGUACUGGUUAAACGCUGCGAUUGGCGCGGGCGACUAGCGCUCGGCUUCGUGGCUGCAGUUUGCACUGUUCGAACGGAGCCCGCACGAUUUUCUAGUCCAAGUAGACGCGUACGGGCUCUUUCACUGCCGUAAUCGGUUUCUUGCCUCUCCAUUCUAUUCCAAGUGUAUCAUCUGUACGCUCAUAGCGGUUUCUGCUAAGCACU